This is a messenger RNA of Capsicum annuum, 2742 nucleotides long. Its product is annotated as inositol polyphosphate multikinase alpha. The transcript has 2 exons. NCBI's taxonomy places the organism in Eukaryota, Viridiplantae, Streptophyta, Magnoliopsida, Solanales, Solanaceae. Bases 1363 to 2487 code for a protein of 374 amino acids. Gene Ontology annotation, cellular component: cytoplasm; nucleus. Gene Ontology annotation, biological process: inositol phosphate biosynthetic process. Gene Ontology annotation, molecular function: inositol tetrakisphosphate kinase activity; inositol-1,4,5-trisphosphate 3-kinase activity. The record is from RefSeq and is a predicted model, not a curated record.
UGUGAUAAAAAUGAGGUUCUUAAAUCUGCUUAAUCUUAAAGCUACAAUUUGUUUCGCAGUGACUACAAUCUUUUACCUGUGAUCUACAUAUGUAUCACUUUAGAGGUCAAUCCUAGAUCUAAAAGCAAUAGAUGUACCAUUAAAUAUGUACACGUUUGACUUUUUUUUGAAGUUUUUAUAUUUAUGUAUUGUCCAUAUUUGAGGUCGUGCUGGAUCUGCCUCUGCAACUAAUUGGAAAGAGAAACUUGGUGCAACCUUUACUAGAAUAGAAAUGGUCCAAGUGUUAGUAUUUAGAUAAAUUGCAUGACUAUUUUUUUCCCUACCAAAUAUAACAAUGGCUAGUGCUUUCAUGAUUGAGUUUUGAGCUUUUGCUCAUAUUUGUUCAUGAAGAGUUAUGUUUUUGAUUCGGCCUCUUUCACAUUUUUCUUUCAUAAUCCACUUGUGCAGUAAAGCAAAAAUGGAUAUGGAUGUUUCAUUUAGCUUGUUUUAACUCAUUUGAUACAGAUGUAUAUGUGAUUGGUAUAUGUUGACUUAUUCUAUGUAGUUGGAUGAAUACAAAUAAUUCAUAUUGUACUCCCAACUUAUUUGGGAUUUAGGUUACUUGAUUGACCUAUGCCAAACAUAUUCAUUAGAAGGAAUGUACUAGACAUAUUUGAGUGAAAAACUUAUGUUAUUCCGCAAGAUUGUGGCAUCAAGCUUGCUGGCAUCUCUUAUGUCUUGACUUGUGUCUUGUUCUUUUCCUUAACCAACUAUUUUCUGCAGAAUUCAAUAGUGCUGUUAUAGGUGUUAUUUUUUUUUACUCUCGGGUGUGUGCAUUUAUUAGAGGUUAAGUAUGUGUUGUUUGUCCUGGAAAUGAAUUAUCCAAAAUGGAAAAUGCCAUUGUUUGGUUGUUCUUGUGGAUACUAGUUUUUAAAUCAAUCCAUCCCUCUGCAGUUGAACCCUAAAUGGAAUCAUUGUUGGUGAUAGAUCAGGUGAAAGCAAGUCUAGCAAAAGAAGAGAAGUACUUUUUGCUCCGUUCGGGGACUUGUAAACUGACUGUGUUCUUACGUACCUGAAAAUAUGUGGUGGCACUCUUCUGUUGUUUCAUUUGUGAUCUGUAUAAGUUUUGGCAUGCCAGUCAGGAAAGUGUCCACCUCAUCAAUAAAAUGACAUUCAACAAGAAGUUGGGUUUAUUGUCUUACAGAUCACAUCUUGUUUAAAGAGUUUUGAGUACUGACAGAUAGGAACAGUUAAAGAAGAAAACUUAUCAUAUCUCACAUGAUCAACCUUGAUUUGUGAUUAAGAAAGACUUUGUGUGCUGGAGACUUUGAUCGCUAGAAAAUUACGCUUCUUUUUUUCUGAAGUGCUUCACUUUCUGUGAAGAUGCUUAAGGUCCCUCAGCAUCAAGUCGCUGGACAUGAAGCGGGUGUGGGGAAGCUCGGUCCCCUCGUGGAUGAAUCGGGGCGCUUCUACAAGCCUCUUCAAGGUGAUGAACGAGGGUCCAAUGAGGUUGCUUUCUAUAGUUCAUUGCCUGUUCAUAGUGGGAUCCCGGAACACAUUCGAAGAUUUUUCCCCACCUUUUAUGGCACUGAGCUUGUAGAAGCAUCUGAUGGAUCUGGCUUGCUGCUUCACUUGGUCUUGGAAGAUCUUGCGCUAGGUCGUGUCAAUCCAUCAAUUAUGGACAUUAAGAUUGGUUCAAGAACAUGGGCACCUGAGGCAUCUGAGAAAUACAUUGAGAAGUGCUUAAAAAAGGAUCGAGAAUCGUCAAGCCUUCCAUUAGGAUUCAGGAUAUCGGGGUUGCAAAUCUAUAGAAGCAAAGAAUUAGGGUUCUGGAAGCCUGGAAAGAAAGCUGCUCAGAAACUCUCUACAGAGGAGGUCAAGUUAGUCCUAAGAAGAUUUGUUUCUUCUAACACAUUGAAUGAUUUGGAUUCAAAACCAGACUGUGCUUUCGCAUCAACUGUUUAUGGAGGCUCUACUGGCAUUUUAUCACAGUUACUGGAGCUGAAAGCGUGGUUUGAGGAUCAAACUAUAUUCCAUUUAUAUUCUUGCUCAAUUCUGGUGAUCUUUGAAAAAGAGCUGGCAUUGGAAGGAAAAAGUCCAGGUGCGCAAAUCAAGCUGAUCGACUUUGCUCAUGUUUAUGAAGGACGGGGUGUCAUUGAUCAUAACUUCUUGGGUGGUCUCUGCUCGUUGAUAAAAUUCAUUUAUAAAAUUCUUACUGCUCCUAGUGAGAGCAAAAUAGAAGUUUCUGCAAAAGCUGAUCAGAAGAACCUUACCGCCUCUGAUAAUGCUGUUGUAGCUGAUCUGAAAAACCUUUCCGACUCUGAUAAUGGUGUUGAAACUGAUCAGAAGAACCUUACCGCCUAUGAUAAUGGUGUUGUAACUGAUCGGAAGAAUCUACCGGACUCUGAUAAUGGUGUUGCAGCUGAUCGGAAGAGUCUUACCAACUCACAUGAUGGUGUCGUAGAUGAUCACAAGCACAUCACCUACUCUGUUAAUGGCGUUAGCUGAUACAACUCAAACUCUUGUUGGAACCAUUUUUCAGCCUGGAUUCCAAUAAUUCCACAAUUUCCAGUAAGCUCCGGAUAAUUUGCCUGUGUUGUUCAAUUUGGAGUCCUAUUGCAAUGAUUACACACGUUUUAAAAGAUUUUUCUGAAGUGCAAAGACGAGCAAAACUUUGAUUUGAUUGAUGUCACGUCAUUCCUUGUAUGAUGAGUGUUGCAUAUUUGAAAAAUUUCAGUAUCCUAAAUGAUUUAAGUUUUAUAA